AUGUUUGCCAAUGUUGCCCGAAAAUAUGACGUUGGAUUAAUUUUGGAAAGCCCAACAUGGCGUGCCAGUCCAGAUUGGAUGCGAAAAAUCGGUUAUGCUGACCAAGAUGUUGCAACUGUGAACCGCAAGGCUAUUGAAUUACUCUGCGACAUUCGUAAGGAGUACGAAACUGAAAAUUGUCCGAUAGUUAUUAAUGCAUGUGUUGGUCCACGUGGUGAUGCAUAUAAUCCUACCACAAAGAUGUCAAUUGAAGAAGCGCAAGCAUAUCAUGCGACACAAAUUGGUAUUAUCAGUCAAACCAAUGCAGAUAUGAUCACAGCUCUGGCAAUUAACUAUCCUGAAGAAGCUAUCGGAAUCGCAAAAGCUGCCAAGGCAGUUAGCAUUCCUGUUGUGAUAUCGUUUAUUGUUGGAGCAAAUGGUGAUUCUGGUGUUGGUAAAUCGAGUUUAAUAUCGCGUUUUGUGCAAAAUGAAUUUUCAUUUGAAAGUCGAUCAACUAUUGGUGUUGAGUUUUUAACAAAACAAGUACAAAUUGAUGAUAAAAUAAUUAAAGUACAAAUAUGGGAUACGGCUGGUCAAGAACGAUUCAAAGCAAUUACAAAGCCUUAUUAUCGUUAUGCAUUAGGUGCUCUACUCGUAUAUGACAUAAUGAGAGUAUCAACAUUUCAACAUCUUGACGAAUGGUACAACGAAUUGACAUCCAAUGCCGAUAAUGACUGUUGUAUUAUACUGGUAGGAAAUAAAGUCGAUCAACAACAUAUUCGAGUUGUUUCAUCAAACGAUGCAAAAAAAUUUGCUGAUCAAAGAAAUAUGCAGUAUAUUGAAACGUCAGCUUUGGAUUCUACGAAUGUGGAACAGGUUUUCCAAAAUCUUAUUCUUGAUAUUUGUCAAAAUAGGACACCUCCAUCCUAUACAUUACGACGACCCGACCCACAACCUCCACAGCGAUGUUGUUUCUCAUGA
This is a messenger RNA of Rotaria sp. Silwood1, 960 nucleotides long. NCBI's taxonomy places the organism in Eukaryota, Metazoa, Rotifera, Eurotatoria, Philodinida, Philodinidae. The record is from the annotation of a GenBank genome assembly.